This is a messenger RNA of Anopheles coustani, 819 nucleotides long. RefSeq names its product trypsin 3A1-like. The record is from RefSeq and is a predicted model, not a curated record. Lineage: Eukaryota; Metazoa; Arthropoda; Insecta; Diptera; Culicidae. Gene Ontology annotation, molecular function: serine-type endopeptidase activity. The coding region runs from base 1 to 819 and encodes 272 amino acids. The transcript has 3 exons. Gene Ontology annotation, biological process: proteolysis.
AUGAAGUCGUUGUUUGUGGUGGCGCUGCUGAUCGGCAGCUGUUUCGCUGGCUGGGAGGAGGACCUGUACCUGUCGAAGCGCCGACUUCCACGUGGCAUCGUUCCACCGCUCGGUAAGCCUGCCAACAACAAUGGUCGAAUCGUUGGUGGGUUCGAGGCAAACAUUGCCAACUUCCCGUACCAGCUGUCGUUGCGCCAGAAUGGUGCCCACAUCUGUGGAGCUUCGGUGAUCUCGAGCAACUACGCCCUCUCGGCUGCCCACUGCACGUUCCCGGCACCUCCCGUAGCGGCGAUUUCACUGCGCGGUGGCAGUACCGACCGAACCCAGGGCGGUGUCUUGUUCCAGGCGGCGGCCAUCAUCAACCAUCCAUCGUACUCGGACGGCAGUCUGGACUUUGACGUGUGCGUCAUUCGCAUCACGACAUCGUUCGUCGGUUUGCACAUCAGCCCGGCGACGCUGGCCCCGGAGGGCACGGACUAUCCGGCCGGUACGCGCACCAUGGUGUCGGGCUGGGGUGCCACCAGCCCCAUCGGUGGCCUGCCCAUCAAUCUGAUGGCCGUCGAAGUGCCACUUAUCUCGCAGGAAAGCUGCCGCGGAAUCUGGGGUGCAGCGAGCGUUACCGAUAACAUGAUUUGCGCCAGCGAACCUGGACGGGACGCGUGCGGUGGUGACAGUGGCGGACCGCUGACCAACAAUGGCCGACAGAUCGGUAUCGUGUCUUGGGGUUCGCCGCUGUGCCAGGGCAACUUGCCGGGUGUGUAUGCUCGUGUGGCCGCCCCAGCCAUCCGCGGUUUCAUUCGUGACACCGUCGGUGUUUAG